Vigna angularis (adzuki bean) is the source of this 3309-nucleotide messenger RNA. RefSeq names its product pentatricopeptide repeat-containing protein At1g28690, mitochondrial. Gene Ontology annotation, molecular function: protein binding; RNA binding. Lineage: Eukaryota; Viridiplantae; Streptophyta; Magnoliopsida; Fabales; Fabaceae. Gene Ontology annotation, biological process: RNA modification. The record is from RefSeq and is a predicted model, not a curated record. The coding region runs from base 282 to 2510 and encodes 742 amino acids. The transcript has 2 exons.
UUCAAGCAAAUAAAUAGCUUUAUUCUUUAUAUUUAUUCUUGACAUUAAAGAUAUUUUGUCCUCAAUUGAGUUUUUUUACUUAACUUUGCAUCAAUUACUUAUAUUCAAUGUCUCCUUUUAUUUUUGUGUAACUUUUUCUUUGAUUUUGUUUUGUGAAUGCUUCUUUAGAUAAAAUUUGAGUUUUUCUCACCCUGGGUCAUCUCUUAAUUCUUUAAGGGUUUAUUUAAGGGUGUGUUUACUCGAAGGAGUUUGAGGGAGAUGCUUUGGGAGAGGGUGAAUUGAUGGAUUUGAAGAGACCAUGCUUACUUCUCCACUUCUACAUAAUGACUCUGUUUCUCCGUAUCAACUUUGUGGGCACCUGGAAACGCAACCGUUGGAAACGGAAAGAAAGAUUCCGACUUUUCACGACACAGUUGCAAUCUUCGGAGCACCAUAUCGAUUACGUGAUCUCCACCAACAUUUCCAUAGCUCAACGCUUCAAAAUGGGAAAUCUCGAAGAAGCCCGCCACCUGUUCGAUCAAAUGCGACAGCGAACAGUUUCUUCCUGGAACACCAUGAUUUCUGGGUACUGCCAAUGGGGGAGGUACCCUGAGGCUUUGAACCUUGUUUCCCUCAUGCACCGCUUCCGUGUCACGCUCAAUGAGGUUUCUUUCUCUGCGGUGUUGAGCGCGUGUGCGCGGUCGGAGUCCUUGCUUCUUGGAAAGCAGGUUCAUUCCCUGCUUUUGAAAUCUGGUUAUGAGAGGUUUGGCCUUGUGGGGAGUGCUUUGCUGUAUUUUUAUGUGCAAUGCUGUGGUAUCAGAGAAGCUGAGGUAGUUUUUGAGGAGCUGCGUGAUGGGAACCAAGUGUUGUGGAGUUUGAUGCUUGCGGGUUAUGUGCAGCGUGACAUGAUGGAUGAUGCUACGGACAUGUUUGAGAAAAUGCCGUCGCGGGAUGUUGUGGCUUGGACUACAUUGAUCUCAGGGUAUGCUAAGAGGGAAGGUGGGUGUGAGAGAGCUUUGGAUUUGUUUGGGAGUAUGAGAAGGAGUUCCGAGGUGGUGCCUAAUGAGUUCACUUUGGAUUGUGUAGUGAGGGUUUGUGCUAGACUUGGGGUUCUGUGUGUAGGGAGGGUUGUUCAUGGGCUAUGCAUUAAGGGUGGGUUUGAUUUUGAUAACUCAAUUGGUGGUGCGCUUACUGAGUUUUAUUGUGAUUGUGAAGCUAUUGAUGAUGCUAAGAGAGUUUAUGAGAGCAUGGGGGGAGAAACUUGUUUGAAUGUUGCUAACUCACUGAUUGGGGGCCUUGUCUCAAAAGGAAGGAUGGAAGAAGCUGAAUUUGUCUUUAAUGAUUUGAGAGAUACAAAUUCUGUUUCAUUUAAUUUGAUGAUUAAAGGUUAUGCUAUGAAUGGUCAGUUCGAAAAAUCAAAAAGGAUUUUUGAGAAAAUGAGUCCCAAGACUUUAACAUCUAUAAAUACUAUGAUUUCUGUGUCUUCCAAAAGUGGUGAACUUGAUGAAGCUGUGAAGCUUUUUGAGAAAACUAAAGGGGAAAGAAACUACGUCACAUGGAAUUCAAUGAUGUCGGGUUAUAUCAUUAAUGGUCGGCACAAGGAGGCAUUGAAUUUAUAUGUGGCUAUGCGCAGAUUAUCAGUUGACUACAGUAGAUCGACAUUCUCUGUCCUAUUUCGUGCUUGCUCUUGUCUUUGUUCUUUUCGACAAGGACAGUUACUUCAUGCUCACUUAAUCAAAACGCCAUUCCAAGUAAAUGUUUAUGUUGGGACUGCUCUUGUAGAUUUCUAUUCCAAAUGUGGUCACUUGGCUGAUGCUCGAAGCUCAUUCAACAGCAUUUUUUCACCCAAUGUAGCAGCAUGGACAGCUCUUAUAAAUGGUUAUGCAUAUCACGGGCUGGGAUCUGAGGCAGUUUUACUCUUCCGCUCAAUGUCACAUCAAGGAGUUGUUCCAAAUGCAGCUACUUUUGUUGGUGUUCUCUCUGCUUGUAAUCAUGCCGGUCUAGUCGGCGAAGGUUUGAGAAUUUUCCACACAAUGCAAAGAUGUUAUGGGGUAACCCCGACAAUAGAACAUUUCACAUGUGUGGUGGAUCUCCUUGGUCGAUCAGGCCAUGUAAAAGAAGCCGAAGAGUUUAUCAUAAGAAUGCCGAUUGAAGCAGAUGCGAUAAUUUGGGGAGCUUUGCUUAAUGCUUCAUGGUUCUGGAAGGAUAUGGAAGUAGGGGAGAAAGCUGCUGAGAAGUUGUUCAGUUUGGAUCCCAACCCAACUUUUGCUUUUGUUGUUCUCUCCAACAUGUAUGCCAUACUAGGUAGAUGGGGACAGAAGACAAAGCUUAGGAAAAGAUUGCAGAGUUUGGAAUUAAGAAAAGAUCCAGGGUGCAGUUGGAUAGAAUUGAAUAACGAUAUUCAUCUCUUCUCUGUAGAAGAUAAAACCCAUCCUUAUUCUGAUGUUAUUUAUGCAACUGUAGAUCAUAUAACAUCUACCAUUAACUCUAUUAUACCCUUCCAUUUUAUUCAUAACAGCAAUUUUGGGUAACAUUUCUGAGGCCACCUACUCUUUAUGAUCCGAUUUUUCUUCAAGAUGUGGCCAUUGAUCGACCUAAAUAUUUCUGGCCAAACACAAAUCCUCCCGAAAAGCUUACUUGUUUGUCCAAUAUUGGUGCAAGCCCAGUAUUGGUUUUGAAGCAAUAAAUAAACACUCCCUUCACACAAUAGUCUGCCUGUUAGAUUUGAAGUUGGACAAUGGAUAGGAUAAUUUUACCCUUCGAAGGAAGUUAACAUCAAUGAUUUUUUUGAAAACAUUUGAAGAGUAACAUAAGAACUUGAAUGUAAAGCUUUUAUCUUAUUCUACUGUCUUACCUGUAGAAGAGUCUGUGUAGUAGUGAGAAACUUAUUACUGUGUUAACAGCUGAGGUACAUUUCUAUUAUGAGUUUCACUAAUGAAAUCAAGCAUCCAUGUUCAUAAAAGAAUUACUCUCCUAAUAAUAAUGGAAUGUCAAAGCACAUGGUAUUAUUUUACUUUCAGAAAAGUAUAAUAAGGAAAAAAAAUUAGAGAUACAAGUCAGAGCACUUAAUAGUAGAAGUAGAACAUAUCUUUUAUUUUCAUAUUGUAUUAUUCAAAUUGUUUCUCUGUUGCACUUUGUAAAGAGGGUUUUAACAUUGUUUUUUGUGUUCAUAUUGCUAAAUUCCGUAAUAUGAUGCGUUGAGAUUGUGAUUAGAACUCAUAUUGUGGGAUAAUUCACGUAAACAAGGUUUUUUUUUUUAAUUCUGAGAAAGAACAAAAUAGGUAGGAAAAGGGAUCAGAGGGAUGACUAGGACUGACAAACACAUUGUUU